ACAUCAACAUUCAACAUAUACCUAGUCUGGGCGGCGGCGGCGAGGAACCUCGUAAAAUAAAACUCAUUUUCGUUUCCUCCUCCGAGUCGAGCGAACGAACAUAGGAAAAACGUGUGCAAGCGAUUCAAACUUGUUUUGCGCGGCGCGUCUGCCUUUGCAAACAUCGUCGUCGUCGUUGUCAUCAAAACGCGUGUAUCCAGCGACCAGCAGUGACCUCGGUGUUAAAUUUGUUAUUAAUGGUCAAUAAUGAGUAGUUAAUAACAAUUGAAAAUGUUUGAAUUCGUGCUAACUGUGAUGAAGGUUGCGUUCGGAACCGUUGCUUUCGUCAUCAACGCAAAGUUCCUCAAGCUGUGGCCUCCGACCGAUCGUCCGGUAGUGACAGUGCGCCAAGGGAAACUGCGUGGAGUAACGGCAACGCUACCAAAUGGAUCACGUUACCAUUACUUUAAGGGUGUUCCGUAUGCUCAACAUCCGGUAGGAGAAUUGCGCUUCAAGCCUCCGGUUCCGUUGGAUGCAUUCUCAACGCCUGUUCUCGAGUGUUUAGUAGAUCGAAGUGAUUGCGUUCAUGAAGAUCUGUUUACAAAACGUGUCGUCGGUUCGGAAAAAGGCUUGUACAUGAAUAUAUACACACCCGAUUUUACUGUUCCAGUUGCUGACGAGAAAGGAAAAUUUCCUGUUAUGGUGUUCAUACAUGGUGGAGGCUUUUUAGCAGGCUCCGGAAGCAGUAUCGUCUACAAUCCGAUUUACCUGGUUCAGGAGGGCGUGAUCGUGAUCGCCAUGAACUAUCGUCUGGGACCGUUUGGAUUUCUUAGCCUGCCGGAGGCUGGCAUUGCCGGCAAUGCUGGGCUUAAGGAUCAAUUGUUAGUUCUCAAAUGGAUAAAGGAAAACAUCGCACAGUUUGGUGGCGACUCCGGCAACGUGACGUUAUUUGGCGAGAGCGCUGGCAGUAUUUCCGCAUAUCUACAUUAUCUCUCACCAAACUCGAGAAAAUACUUUCACCGAGUCAUUUGUCAGAGUGGCAUUCCCAGCAGUGAAACGUUUUUCCAAUCAUCGGGCAGUGAGAAAGCGCGAAAAUUAGCCGAGAUUGCCGGUUACACCGGGGACUCCGAUGCGGAAGCAUUGCAAACAUUGCUGAGAGCACCGGCAUCGGUUUUGGUUAAAAACCAACACAAGGUGCUGACCAGCGAGGAAAAACGGAUGGGUGUGAAAUUUGCUUUCAUGCCGGUAAUCGAAGAUCAGCACAGUGAGGAUAGCAUAAUCACUCAAACUCCCGAGGAGAUCAUGAAAUCGUUCGACACGCUGGAUAUGCCAAUCAUCGAUGGGUGCAACAGUGGCGAAGGUAUUCUAUCGCUCUACCUGAUGAGUAGUCGAAUUCAUUUGGGCAAUAGUGAGCCGGAACGAUUCGUUCCCCAGCUGUUGGGCUCAUCGGAGAAGCUGGAUCGCGUCGAGGUAGGAAAACACAUUCGGCAGUUCUACUUCGGUGAUCGGCCGGUGUCAAAGGACACUUGCGAUCAAAUUUGUGAUGUUAUGGCAGAUAAUUAUUUCAUCACCAACUCAUUAAUCAGCGCUGAAUGGAUAGCAAAGUAUCAGCCUAGAGUACCCCAUUAUCACUAUAGGUUCACGUUCGAUGGACGGUUUAGCUUUGCGAAGCGACUGUUCAAUCAGAUCCAGGCCAAGGGUGCCUGUCAUGGAGAUGAUGUGUUCUACAUAUUCAGCCCUGUCUUUUUACCAACACUUCAAGCUAGUAGUGCCGAAUGUCAAGUACGUAACGCUUUCGUGAAGCUUUGGAGCAAUUUCGCAAAGUUUGGGGAUCCUACGCCCAACGAUAGUACGGCUGAAGAUAGCGAGCGUCUAGGCGUCAAGUGGAAUCCAAUAGCUAAAAUAAGCAAACAAUCUGAAGAAUUCAAUUUAGACUGCUUGGAAAUUGAUACCAAUCCAAGAAUGAUCAGGAAUCCGUAUCCGGAACGAAUAAAACUUUGGAGAGAACUGUUGCAAAGAUAUAGGAGAGGGUUCCUGUGACGUAUUUAUGUAUACAUACGUGAUCGUUUUAGGGCAUGUGGUAGGGUUGAAUGUUGUUUUGAUGGUCAACUGAAUAAAUGAAAUUAUAUGAUUUAUUA
This is a messenger RNA of Wyeomyia smithii (pitcher-plant mosquito), 2117 nucleotides long. Its product is annotated as esterase B1-like. The coding region runs from base 271 to 2019 and encodes 582 amino acids. The transcript has 5 exons. NCBI's taxonomy places the organism in Eukaryota, Metazoa, Arthropoda, Insecta, Diptera, Culicidae. The record is from RefSeq and is a predicted model, not a curated record.